CCAUGUCCCAAUAACAAGAACUUGAAGCUGAAAACCUCCCUUUUAAAUGCUCAGAUAUCAUCCCUUCCUUUCGCCCCAAGGGAAAAAAUCUCAGCUCCAAUAAAUGGCAAAAAUUCAGGAUUUUACUCAAUCCCAUGGCACUUUCAUCAAAGGUACCUCCUUUUCUUCUCAAACCCUUUUCAAGACUCUAUUUUUAUCGCACAUAUUCUCAAUCAAAUCCCCUAAUCAAUCAAAUUACUUCAGCAUUUCACCAAGAUGAUAUUUUUCAAUUGCCUGAACCUCGUACACUGUCCAAUUUACAACCAACUCAUGUUGAACCAAUUCUUUAUAAUCUUAGCUCAAAACCCUUUUCGGCAAUUAGGUUCUUUGAGUGGUCUGAAAAUGUUAUUGGGCUUAAUCACACACUUGAAUCUUAUGCUUGCCUUGCUCAUUUGCUUCUCUUUAAGCGUAUGUUUGAUCCUGCAAGAUGGGUUUUUGGUAAAAUGGUUGAGAAGUUUGGGUAUUUUGAUUGUGUUUCUGUGUUUGAGAAGGGGUUUAGGAAUUACGAGUCGAAUAGGAGUACUGUUUAUAGCUUUUUUCUUGAGAAUUAUUGUAGGAUUGGGGAGAUUGAUGUAUCCGUUGAGUUGUUUUUUCAAAUGUGUGAAAUGAGUGUUCCAUUGUCACAAUAUGCAAUGUUGAGGUUUCUACGUUGUUUGGUCGAUUCGAGGUGUGUUAAUCUUGUUUUGGAUGUUUAUGGAAUCAUGAGAAGUCGAUUUAGUAAAGAGCAGACGCAUGGUGUUGACGUGUAUAGUUUCGUGAUGAAUGGUUUUGUAAAGAUUGGUGAGGUUCGACUGAGUUUAGACUUCCAUAAGGAACUGAUUAAGAGAGGGUUUUCAUUGGAUAUUGUUGCAUGUAAUAAGAUUUUGAAGGGUCUUUACGAGAGUAAGUGUACAGAUGAUAUGUUUAAAUUCUUCUUAUUGAUGUUAGAGGAAGGUCCAAUGCCAAGUGUUGUGACGUUUAGCACAUUAAUAAACAGUUACUGUAAGGAGGGAAGAUUAGAAGAGGCAUUCAGGCUUUAUGUUCUUAUGAUAGCAAGGGGUAUAGAUCCUGAUCUAAUUGUUUACAGUAUUCUGAUUGAUGGUCUGUUUAAGGCCGGGAAGUUAGGGGAGGGAGGUCAGCUACUUUCAGCAGCUUUAGAUAAAGGCAUUAAGUUAGAUGCAGUUAUUUUAAGUUCUAUAAUAGAUGCAUAUAUCCAAAAUGGAGAAGUAGCAAAAGGUGUUCAGACUUUCAAGAGAAUGUUAAAGGAAAGAGUCCUGCCAACUACAGUUACGUAUGGCAUCCUUGUGAAUGGCUUAUGUCAAAAGGAUCGGCUUCUUGAAGCUCUUGGUAUGUUUUGUCAAAUGUUGAAACAUGGUAUUGAACCAUCUCUAUUGAUGUACAACAGUCUUAUAGAUGGUUUCUGCAAGGCUGGGAAGCUGAAAGAUGGGUUUGGUUUGUACAAGGAGAUGCUUAUGAAGGGAAACAUUCCUGAUGUUGUGGUUUACAAUGUGAUUAUAAAUGCUCUUUGCAAACAGGGCUGGAUGUGUGCUGCCAUGAGAUUCUUUUACCAAGCUAUUAAAAGUGGUAUAAGUCCAAAUAUUUAUAUUUUUAACACAUUAAUUGACGGAUUUUGCAGAUUGAGACAAGUUAAUAACAUGGUAAACGUAUACAUGCAAAUGGGUGCUUGGAAUAUAUUACCCGAUGUAGUUACUCAUACAGUAGUUAUCAAAGGCAUCUGUGAGCAAGGGAGAUGUGAUGAAGCCCUUGCAUUUUUCUUCCAGAUGCUCAAAAAGGGUUUUCUUCCUGAUGUUAUUACAUAUUGCAUUCUCAUCGAUGGGCUUUGCAAAUGGAACAAUCUAACUGCUGGACUGCAGGUUUUUGAGCUGAUGACGAGGACUGGUAUAAAUCCUGAUAUAGCCUUGUACAAUGUUCUCAUUAAUGCAUUUUUCAAGGAAAGUCAGUUAAAAAAUGCUCUGGUACUGUUCAACGAGGUCUUAGAGUGUGGGCCACCGCCUGAUAUUGUGACAUACAACACUAUGAUCUGCGGUUACUGCUCCAUGAAGAUGUUGAAUAAUGCCAUUCAACUUUAUGAAGAGAUGAAACACGAACCAAUUGGGUACAACACUAUCUCCAUGACCAUUUUGAUUGACGCAUUCUGCAAAGAAGGUAGAAUGGAUGAUGCAAUGUCACUAUUCUCUGAAAUGCUGGAGAAAGGUCCAUCUCCUAAUGUCGUCACGUACAGCUGUUUGAUUGAUGGCUACUAUAAAUCCUCUUGCAUGGAAACUGCUUUUGACUUUCUCGAAGAGAUGCUCAGGAAUAAUGUAUCUCCAAAUAUUGUGAGUUAUAGCAUCCUGAUUGAUGGUCUUUGCAAAAGGGGGAUGAUUGAAGAUGCAUCUCUAGUGUUUAAUUCUAUGUUAAGCACUCAUAUAUUACCUGAUGUUGUAACAUAUGGGAUUUUGAUUCAUGGUUACUGCAAGGUUGGAAAAUUAGUGGAUGCCGUGUCCUUGUAUAACCACAUGCUAGAAGCUGGAGUUAUGUCAGAUGGUUUUAUACAAAGGAUACUGACAGAAUAUAAUCUUCAAAAUGAUCAUACAGAUAAACUGAAUACGCAAUUGAAGGAGGUGCAAGAGAGGGAUUCCCUUCAAUAGCUUCGUAGAAGUAUUUGAAUAGUGGAGAGGUGCAGUGUAUUGUUUUUGCACGCUGCUCUUGCUCCAAAUAUCCCUUUGGGGAUCUGUUAAAAUUAGAACGAUACAGAGAACAUUAGCAUGACCUCCGCGCAAGGAUGAUACACACAAACCGAGAAAUGCAGAUUAGGAAAAUGCAGCUAUGUGAAGUCUGCUUUGAUCCAUUAUUUUAUUAACACAAAAUUUUAGCGUCAUAGAUAUGCAUAUGAUGCAUCUGUAUAAAUUAGGAAAAUCUGUAUAGAGGUGAUGAAUUGCAGAUUCUAGAAGUUUUAUAUACUAGUGUACAUAAUACCACAUGAAGUUAAUUCAUCCCUUUUCUUGCAAAUGCAAGGCUACAGUUUUUGGUGCUAGUAUAGCACUCGACUGAGCAAUUUAAGUUUCUAAUCAGUCCAUUGCCUUAGUAUUUUCU
Nicotiana tabacum (common tobacco) is the source of this 3111-nucleotide messenger RNA. The record is from RefSeq and is a predicted model, not a curated record. Lineage: Eukaryota; Viridiplantae; Streptophyta; Magnoliopsida; Solanales; Solanaceae.